Messenger RNA from Aspergillus candidus, 1422 nucleotides. RefSeq names its product tRNA 1-methyladenosine methyltransferase subunit GCD14 (gene trm61). The transcript has 2 exons. The coding region runs from base 1 to 1422 and encodes 473 amino acids. NCBI's taxonomy places the organism in Eukaryota, Fungi, Ascomycota, Eurotiomycetes, Eurotiales, Aspergillaceae. Gene Ontology annotation, biological process: tRNA methylation. Gene Ontology annotation, cellular component: tRNA (m1A) methyltransferase complex; nucleus. The record is from RefSeq and is a predicted model, not a curated record.
AUGCCCUCCCCCUUCCUCACCCCAGGCGACCAAGCGCCCCUCGACUCCCUCGCCCUCCUCCACCUCCGCCGCGACCAAACCGUCCCGACCAUCCUGCGCGCGCACGACGACGAAGGCCUAGGCUACAACGAAGGCAAAGUAGUCAACACGCGGUUCGGCUCCUUCCCGCACAGCACCCUCUACCACAAACCAUGGGGUUCCCAAAUCGUCGCCUCAAAACAGAAACCCAAAGCCGCCGUCGCAGCCUCCAGCGGCUUCCUCCACCUCCUGUACCCGACCCCCGAGCUCUGGACCGCCUCCCUCCCGCACCGCACCCAAGUCGUCUACACCCCGGAUUACAGCUACAUCCUGCACAGACUGUGCGUGCGCCCAGGGAGCAGCGUGAUCGAAGCCGGCGCAGGUAGCGGAUCCUUCACGCACGCCGCCGUCCGCGCCGUCUUCAACGGCUAUCCCUCCGAACAACAGCCCGAACCCCAACAACAGCCUUCGAAAAAGCGCAAGCACGGCAAAGUGCACAGCUUCGAGUUCCACGCGCAACGCGCCUCUAAAGUCCGCGAAGAGAUCUCCGAGCACGGCCUGGACGGCCUGGUCGAAGUCACGCACCGAGACGUCUACGAGGACGGAUUCCUCCUCAACAGGGACGCUUCCACCGAUACGGACGAUGUAUCAACCUCCCCCAAAGCCAACGCCGUCUUCCUCGACCUUCCCGCCCCCUGGCUCGCCCUCCGCCACCUAACCCGCGAAUGCCGGCAACAGGAAACAGCAUCAGAGACAAAGACCGACAAAGGAGGAAUCCAAUCCGCCCUCGACCCUACCACCCCCGUCUACAUCUGCACCUUCUCCCCCUGCCUCGAGCAGUCCGAGCGCACCAUCAGCGCAAUGCGCCAGCUCGGCUGGCUGCAGAUCGAGAUGGUCGAGGUCAAUCACCGACGGAUAGAGGUCAAGCGGGAGAAGUACGGGUUGGAGUUUGAGGGGGCGCGCGGGGCGGUGGUGUUUCCGCGGACUGUCGACGAGGCUGUUGCUAAGACGCGGACGAUUGAGGAGCGCACGAGGCGGUUUAGGGAGGUUAUGAAGGAUAGGGAUGCGAGAGGGGACCAGCACCCUGUGGGUGGGUUGAUGCGCGAGCGCGAGGCGCUGGAGGGGGUCGAGCAAGGGAAGGUUGAAGGGGGGGGGGAAGAGGAUGGGGAGGAGAACGUCCCCGGUUAUAAACAAGGUCGACUCAUCCACCGCACCGAGCCCGAUCUGAAGACGCAUACGUCGUGGCUGGUGUUCGCUGUGCUGCCGCGUGAUUGGACGGAGGAGGAUGAGAAGCGGUGUCGGGAGAAGUGGCCUGCUCAGAGGGUGAUUGAGGAGGUGAAGCCUAAGGGGAAGAAGCAGUUGAAGAGGGAGGAGCGGGAGAGGAAGGAGAUGGAGAAGCAGUAG